CCUUCUCCUUCCUUCCUUUGGUGAAGACCAACAGCUUGAUUUUUGCUUCGUUUUGACUUCCCUUCACUUCCUUCACAAGCCUCGACAUCGCAGCCGCAGCGCAGUCUUGAUCACCUGAGCGAACAGGCCAUGGCUCCUUCGAAGCUCGGAGUGGUCGCGGCCGCACUUGCAAUCGCAGCCGUCGUCCUACCUCUGAAACCGCCGGCCCGUCUCCUCCACCCGCCUCCCGUCCCCGGAGCCCACGACCGCCUCCACGCUUCCAAGGUGUUGCCGGUCGCCGGAGCUUUCGGGCCCGAGAGCCUCGCCUUCGACCCCAGCGGCGGCGGCCCGUACACCGGCGUCGCCGACGGCCGGAUCCUGAAGUGGGAGGGCGACGAGCGCGGGUGGGUCGACUUCGCUGUCACUUCCUCUCAGAGGAAGGAAUGCAUUCGCCCAUUUGCACCAGAGUUGGAGCAUGUUUGUGGAAGGCCUCUAGGACUCCGUUUUGAUAAGAAAACUGGAGAUCUCUAUAUUGCGGAUGCAUACUUCGGGCUUAUGGUGGUGGGUCCAGAUGGUGGUUUGGCCACUCUGGUGGCUAAUGAAGCUGACGGUGAGCCCUUGCGCUUCACCAAUGAUCUGGAUAUCGAUGAGAGCGAAGAUGUGAUCUACUUUACAGACUCAAGCACAACUUUCCACAGAAGAGAAUUUAUGAAUUCAUGUCUCAGUGGAGACAAAACUGGCCGGUUGAUGAAAUAUGAUAAGUCGAACAAGGAACUAAAAGUCCUAUUGCGAGGACUUGCUUUUGCCAAUGGAGUAGCAUUGAGCAAAGACGGUCUGUUUCUGCUGGUGGCGGAAACCGCUACUUGCCGAAUCUCAAGGCUUUGGCUUAAGGGCCCUAAUGCAGGAAAGUUUGACAUCUUUGCCGAGUUGCCCGGUUACCCAGACAACAUCAGGAGGAACUCCAGAGGCGACUUCUGGGUCGGCUUGCAUGCCAAGGAAGGACCGGUCGCGAGGUUCCUUCUAUCCAAUUCUCUCAUUGGGAAUUUCGCUCUAAGACUGCCUAUCAGUUUCCAACAGCUGCACUCGCUGUUUGUGGGAGGGAAAGCUGAUGCCAUCGCUGUCAAGCUGGGCAAGGAGGGAGAAAUUCUGGAAGUAGUUGAAGACACGGAGGGGAAGACUGUGCAGUUCAUAAGUGAAGUUGAAGAGAGGGACAAUAAGCUGUGGAUUGGAUCGGUGAUGAGGCCUUUUAUCGCUAUUUUCGAUUUGGAUUGAGGUGUUUAUUAAUCUUGAGUUGUAAGAUCGGUGAGCACACGGUAGCUUCCAAGGUUGAGGGGUCAAACUGAUCCUGUUCUCGCCCAUCAUCCUAUGCCAUUUGCAGUGUAUCUUGUAGAAAGGUACAUGGUGCCCUGUAU
Messenger RNA from Rhodamnia argentea, 1391 nucleotides. RefSeq names its product protein STRICTOSIDINE SYNTHASE-LIKE 10. Gene Ontology annotation, biological process: biosynthetic process. The transcript has 3 exons. The record is from RefSeq and is a predicted model, not a curated record. Lineage: Eukaryota; Viridiplantae; Streptophyta; Magnoliopsida; Myrtales; Myrtaceae. Bases 130 to 1251 code for a protein of 373 amino acids. Gene Ontology annotation, molecular function: strictosidine synthase activity.